AUACUUUGUUUUGGUUUUCAUUGAGAACUUUGCAAAAAUCGACUUGAAUUUCUUUCUUUGUCUAAAGUUCCUUUGAUUCAGUCGAGCUUUGACAAGAGUGGACUAGAAUGUCGCACCGCCACCAGGACAUUCCCAUCCGCCCGCGCUACGGGUAUGUGGCCGAGGAGAGUGGCCCAGUGGACGGGGCAACUAGGAGCUCCGGAUCCGGAGCCACGCCCGCCUCCUCGUACACGGAAAUUCCGUUUCUGGCUCAGUAUCCGGGAGCGGUGCCAGAGCACGUGCUGCAGGAUCUCACGCCCACGGCCACUGGCCAACCUGCAAUCCCCGGAAGCUCAAAGCCAAGACCCAACGGCGAGAGAUACCUAAACCUGGAUUCUGGCGAGGAUCCCGACGAGGAAGACGAUCCCCUCGAGGAGGAGGACAACAGCAACUCGAAUAGCAACUCCAAGGGCAGUUCCGGGGACAUCGAGAGGCCCAGAGUUAAAGCAGAGAGCACUGUGCCCUACGAGCUGGAGGGUGAAACCAGCGACUCCGACGGAAUGCGCCACUUUGUGGCCCACGAUCUGGAAGCCAAGCUGCGCGAACGAGUGGCGGCCUCUGACUACUCCUCGGAGCACACCACGCCCCUCAACUCCAUGUGUCCCAUGGGAGGCACUUCCGGCAACGGUCUGCUCACGCGGAGGUUCCUUCAGUCGCGCAACAUUCCCGAAGUGGACGGCAGCGUCUUGAGCGACAUCGAGCUGGAAGCCCAGUACUUGGCCAGCUCGGUGGACAAUCUGAUGGAGAACCUGGGCAACCUGCUGCACUCCAUCUCCUCCAUAACGGCCGACAACGUGGAGGUGCACCGCAACGCCGUCAACAAGCUGACGGACACCUUGGAUGCCAACAUUAAGUGCCAGUACCAAUUGCUCGCCAAGACGGAGGAAAUCACCAAGUCGAUGAAAUCCACAGAGCAAGUGGGUCAGCGCAUAAGGCAGAUCAAGCGGCUGGUGGACAUGUUGGACAGCACCAUGUAAAAGAGGGCUAUGCUAUCCUGUGAUGAAUCAAUCAAAAAGAUCUUGUGUUUCUAGUCAUUCCGUAAAUACAUUUAAUCAGUGUUUAAA
Molecule: messenger RNA, 1103 nt
Organism: Drosophila teissieri
Lineage: Eukaryota; Metazoa; Arthropoda; Insecta; Diptera; Drosophilidae
Gene: BORCS6
Product: BLOC-1-related complex subunit 6
Exons: 3
Coding region: 108-1016 (302 amino acids)
Biological process (GO): lysosome localization
Cellular component (GO): BORC complex
Source: RefSeq, a predicted model, not a curated record